Molecule: messenger RNA, 447 nt
Organism: Cercopithifilaria johnstoni
Lineage: Eukaryota; Metazoa; Nematoda; Chromadorea; Rhabditida; Onchocercidae
Source: the annotation of a GenBank genome assembly
AUGAUUACGAUAAUUACAAUAAAAGCUAUCAGAUUUCUAUUACUGCUACUAUCCUUAUCACCAAAUAUGGCAUUCUUCUUUGAAUCCAUUGCUAAUCAAAAUCAUUGCAAUCGUUUAAAACUUGAACAAUGUUUCGAAAGUGCUUUUCAGACAAUGCGUAUUAGACGAAAUGAUGAGAAUGAUAAAAUUCGACUGUCAGAAACAUCGAUGAUACGCGAACGAAUUUCGUUAAGAAGUGUAAUGCACGUUAUGAUGCCACGAAAUCAGCAUCUAUGUGCAGCAAAUCGACAUUAUCUGUCAUGUUUCAACAAUAACAAAUGCCAGGAUGAUUAUGCAGCGCACAUUGCUUCAACUGUAUUCAAUCAAAUUCAUGGGCGCAAUUUACCAAUACAGAUGUUUUUAGCACAUCGUGGAUAUGCUAUACGAGUAAAAUUAUUUUUUUUUUAA